UCAGAGAGUGUUAUACGCUGUUGAGCUGCUCUGUUCAUACUGUAUAUAGCCUAGCUGUAGAAGGCAGUGUAGAGUAACUACGUGGUAUAGUAGGUCCUCUGGGCGAAAUACAAAUUCAGUUAAAACGGUCGGAUUUCGUACUACCAAUUCCAAAGCAAUGCUGCGAUUAAGUAGUUGCUGUCGCUUAGCGAGCACUGCCGCACGGACUUCGUACUUUCCUGCUCGAGUAAAAGUAACUGCUCGCGGACACAUGUACAAGAAAUGGUCUUCCACCAUGGCUGCGAUUUCCCCGAUUUUGACAGUGCAACCCACCCGAGGACUCGUGGAUGAGAAAAUCAUGGUGGUCGUUAAGAACCUACCCCAGUGUUUCGCCGUGACCCUACAUUCUCUGCUUUACUCAGAGGGCGAGGACUACUGGGAGGCGUUCGGCAAUUACACCAGUGACGACAAAGGAACGGUAACAGUGUCGCAGGAUCCCAGUGUUGGAGGAACAUAUGAAGGCACAGAACCCAUGGGUCUACUGUGGAGCAUGCAGCCUGUUCCAGGGAGUCGAACAGGCCUCCGGUUGAGAAAGAUGAAUGUCCUCACUCCCAUGGUGGUACACAUCUCUGUGUACAGUGGUCAUGUGACUGAGGGCUUCAGCAAGCAGUCUCCCCUAGCAACUGUUGACAUAGAGAGAUGGUACCUGGCACCAGGUGUUCGCAGAAUUGACAUCAGGGAAAAUGGGGUCAAAGGCACCCUGUUUAUACCCCCAGGUCCUGGACCCUUCCCUGGUGUGUUGGAUUUGUGGGGUGGGGGGGGUGGACUGGUGGAGUACCGAUCUGGACUCCUGGCAUCACAUGGUUUUGUUUCCAUGGCUCUAGAAUACCUUUCCUCUGAGAUCAGUGCCUCAAAGGUUGAUGACAAAUAUUUUGAGAAAGCAUUCAGGAUUGUUCAAGAGCACCCAUUGGUUAUGAAGGACAGUGUUUCGUUGUUUGGGCUCAGCUUUGGUACAUCAGUGACCCUCAAAAUGGCAGCCUACUCCAAAGCCAUCAGCCCUAGAUGCUGUGUGUGUGUCAGUGGGAGUCACGUCCAACCAGUCAACAAGUCGCUCAGUGAGUUUUUUUCAAAGGUUAUAACGGACAUGAAUUCAUCCAGAUGGGAUGACGGGGGUCAUCUAAACGUUAGUGAUCUCUCUGUGUCUAUUCCAACUGAGCCAGGAGAGAAAGUGGAUGUGGGGAGAAUAAAGUGUCCUGUGAUCUUGAUUGUCGGCGAGGACGAUCAGAGUUGGGCCACAGUGGAGUCUGCCGAAGAUAUGACCCAGAUGAUGCGUGCAGCAGGAAAUGAACACCUGCUGACCACGUUCCGAUACCCUGGUGCUGGACACCUCAUUGAGCCACCCUACACUCCCCACGUUAGAGCCAGCAACUUCACAUUGCAACAAACAGGAGAGAAAGUGGUCAUGUUAUGGGGAGGGUUCCUCAAGCUACAUGCAGAUGCUCAAGAAGAUUCCUGGGAAAAGAGUAUCUGUUUUUUACAGCAUCAUCUCUACCCCAGGCAAGACUCAGUCUCUCAGGGCAAGCUGUGAUGUCACACCCAAGGCCCUUCAGAACUAGUAUGAUCAUGUAUGGAAGCUAAAUCUUAAUAGCGUUAAUAAGUUGAGCCUGGUGAUAAAAAAUAUUUUGGGUUUGGCACAAUGUUCAAAUUAAUUUGCAGUGUGAUAUAAAGGCUACAAAAAAGCUUAAUGUUUAUUUGAAUGUGGGUUUGAAUGUGAUAAUAAUUUUACAUACUACAGUUCUUUGUAGUAGAGGUUUCUGGUGGAAAUCACAGCAUAGGAUACAAAAUCAAUGCUUGUUCUUAAAGGGGCAGUAGCAUAGAAGUAUAGAAUUGUUUACUUGGCAGUUAUUCUUCUGCUCUUUCAUGUGAAUGUUAUCUCUUAAAUAUUAUUCUCUUCAAUAAAUGUUAUUAC
Messenger RNA from Esox lucius (northern pike), 1948 nucleotides. RefSeq names its product bile acid-CoA:amino acid N-acyltransferase-like. The record is from RefSeq and is a predicted model, not a curated record. The coding region runs from base 158 to 1567 and encodes 469 amino acids. The transcript is spliced from 11 exons. Gene Ontology annotation, biological process: fatty acid metabolic process; acyl-CoA metabolic process. Gene Ontology annotation, molecular function: fatty acyl-CoA hydrolase activity. Lineage: Eukaryota; Metazoa; Chordata; Actinopteri; Esociformes; Esocidae.